AUGGGCCCAGCUUCACUGCAGGAGGAGAGAGAGUCGGAGAAAGAUUCAAAGAGGGAGAUGGAGGGCUACCGCUGCCUUCUGCAGGCCGGCUCUCAGCUAGAGAGCACUCUGCAGCAGGUGACUGUCCCUCUAAGCUUGAAGGAGGUUGGAGGCUACAUAGAGAAACAGGUGGCGUACCUGUCAGGGGGCCGUGGGGAAGACUCCAGUGUCAUCAUCACCCUCCCAGAGAGCUCAGCUUUUAGUGACAUUCCAGAGGAAGCGUUAGCCAAAGUCUUUACAUACCUCACUCUCAUCCCUCGAACGAGGCAACCCGGAGUCAAAUUUAUCAUAAUUUUAGACCGAAGACUGGAUACAUGGGCCUCUAUCAAAACGGCACUUGCCAGGAUAGCAGUCUCCUUUCCUGGGAACCUCCACCUGGUCUUGGUGCUCCGACCCACCAGCUUCUUCCACCGCACUGUUACUGAUAUUGGCUUUCGCUUCAGCCAAGAGGACUUCAUGCUCAAGAUGCCAGUGGUGAUGCUGAGCUCUGUCACAGACCUGCUGCGCUACAUCGAUGAAAACCAGCUGACUUCAGAGUUCGGAGGCACUUUGGACUAUUGUCACAGUGACUGGAUUGUUCUACGAACGGCUAUUGAAAGUUUUGCUGUCACAGUCAAAGACAUUGCACAGAUGCUACAGGGCUUUGGCACGGAGCUGGCAGAGACGGAGCUCUCUGAUGAGGGGAAAACCAUCGAGUAUCUCCUCGAGUCUCACACUGACAAGUACAGGAAACUCAAGCAUGCAAUCAGGUCAGUGUCAAAGGAAGGUCGCCAUCUUCUCGCAAGCCUGGAGACCUCCGGAAAGGAGGAUGACUCCCAGUGGGAUGUGAGGCUGGACUGGGAGACAGUCCAGAGGCUUCUUGCUCAGCUCAGAGACAUGGAGUCAGCCUUCGAUGGCUUCUUUGAGAAGCAUCACCUGAAACUCCAUCAGUACCUGCAGCUGCUCAGAUAUGAACAAAGCUUUCAGGAGAUGGAGUUGUGUCUGGAGCAUCUGGUGGGUCAGGAGAGGGAGCUGUCCAUACAUGUUGAUACUCUGGCUCAAACAGAACAGGCUCUCAAAAGGUUGGACAGUCUGGAAUCAAAUGCACAGGAGGUGAUGUCUCGAGCUCAGAUCAUCAUCCUUCACGGACACCAGCUCUCCGCCGGUCACCAUUACGCCAUGGCUCUUAUUAUGCAGCGUUGCAACGAGCUUCGCCACUACUGUGAUACACUCAAUGCUGCUCUCAAGACCAAACACACUCGUCUUCUGCAAACACACCAGCUGCUGCUUUGUCUUGGACAGGCCCAAACCUGGUGUGAUGAUGGAGCGUAUCUGUUGGCCAAUCAGCUGGUAGAUAAGUACCAGUCUAAGGAGGGGGCUCAGGCUGCUUUGAGGGACAUUGAGAGGUUUCUGGAGGGGGCGCCGUCUAUGCUGAGCUCAGGACCUGACAUGCUGGCCAUCGAGUACGAGGCUGUCAUCAUGCCUCAGCUGCAGGCCCAGAUAGGGAAAACGUUUGAGAAGCAUGCAGCAGUGCAGCAGAUGAUCCAGAGCCGACAGGCUUGUCUCAGGAAGCUGGCUGAUAAACAUGUGCGACCGAUCCAACUGGUGACCCCCAGGCCUGAAAACACACCACGCUCCAAGUCCCCACUCUUCUCCCCCAAACAUGGUGAUGGUUUGAAGUUCACAUUCGACAUCUCUCUGCCUGGGAAGAGAGCAUCCCGAAAGAGCCCCAACACUAGAAAAAUAGAGGUGAUACAUGACUACAAGGAGAGCCGGAGCUGCGUGUCGUACUUUCUGGAUGGGGAGGACAACCCAGAUCUGUUGAAGCGUCAUGUGAUGAGGGAACUCAUAGAGACAGAAAGAAUCUAUGUGGAGGAGCUCCUGUCAAUUCUGCUGGGUUACAGGGCUGAGAUGGACAACCCAGCCCUGUCAGGGCUUCUGCCCCCGAUCCUGCACAGCAAGAGGGACAUCCUCUUUGGAAACAUGCCUGAGAUCUACAAUUUUCACAGCAGGGUUUUCCUCCAGGACCUGGAAGGAUGCCUGGAGGCUCCUGAAAGUGUGGGAGCCUGUUUUCUGGCACGGAAAGAAUAUUUCCAAAUGUAUGAAUGCUACUGUCAGAAUAAGCCACGCUCUGAGGCGCUGUGGAGGCAAUUCUCAGACUGCGGCUUCUUUCAGGAGUGUCAGAAAAAGCUGGAGCACAAACUGGGCCUGGAUUCCUACCUGUUGAAACCCAUCCAACGCCUCACCAAAUACCAGCUGCUGCUUAAGGAACUUCUGAAAUACAGUACAGAUGGCGAGGGGACUUCAGAACUGCAGGAGGCUCUAACAGCAAUGCUGGACCUGCUCAAAUCAGUCAAUGACUCCAUGCAUCAGAUAGCCAUCACAGGCUAUGAGGGUGACAUUUGCGAACUGGGCCGCGUGUUGAUGCAGGGUUCUUUCAGUGUGUGGAUCAGCCAUAAGAAGGGUCCCACACGCAUGAAGGAGCUGGCUCGCUUCAAGCCGAUGCAGAGACACCUCUUCUUGUACGAGAAAGCUCUGCUCUUCUGCAAGCGGAGGGAGGAGCACGGAGACGGCUGCGACAAGACCCCCUCAUACAGCUUCAAGCACUGUCUCAAGAUGACUGCUGUGGGGAUCACAGAGAACGUCAAGGGAGAUGUGAAGAAGUUUGAGAUCUGGUACAGUGGCAGGGAGGAAGUGUAUGUGGUUCAGGCUCCUACAUUGGAGGUGAAGAUGGCCUGGCUCAAUGAGCUUCGUAGAAUCCUGACUAACCAGCAGAAGCUUCUUAGAGAUGAAGCACAUCAACACGGCCAAAUUGUUGGACACAUGCAGAUUUCUCCUCCACUCUCUGAGAGCAAGCAGCAGAGGGCGUCAGUGAGCUCAGAGGACACUGAGUCAGGGAGGAGCAGUCCGGACCCCCAGCCUCACUCCCCUAAACACCAGCACAACCGCAAGAGUUGGCCCGGAGCUCACAACUCGGUAGACAUCUGCGAGGGUCUGGAGGAGUGGUCUGGUGGUCGGGACGCCUUCCAUCCAUCUGACACAGAGGAGGAGGUUUUGGUGCAACUGUCUCCAGGCAGAUACAGGACUUUGGCCGACUGUCUUCAAAAUGGUCCAGACAGCAUCACCAUCAAAUGUGGAGACGUCAUCCAACUGCAGUGUGAAGACAACAAGGGACGCUGGCUGGUGAAAAACCUGAGUCGGCGACAGGAGGGCUUCAUAGCAGCUGCCAGCCUGCAGCUGAUUCUAGUAGACAGCAGUCAAGGACACUCCUGCAGACUAGGAGAACCAGGGAGGCUGAAGGCGAGAAAGCUCAGCUCCCCGUAGAGAAGAUGUGGAUGAUGAACAGAAGGAACAGGUUGAGCCAUAGCUGUCUCUGAUCAGCCACCCACUCCUCACUCCCCAGUGACGUCUUGCUUUCUCCAGCACAGUUCAAUCAUUAAAGAGAAAAAAAGUGGGAAUCGACAGACCUGACUUUCUUCCAGGUUAUGAUUGACGAUCUACUUGAAGUAAUAAGUGAAGGUGUGCUGUGACUCAGGAACUGUUUAGCCCUCUUGGACAAUCAACAGGCGAUUCUUGGAUCCUGAUCGGUCUUCCUCCUUUCCAUCUGCUAACUCACAUAAAGUCGGGAUGUGAGGUUGCUGCUGUAGCGGUUUGUCAUUUCACAAUCGGUGGACCCUUCCUCAUUCCAGCUCGUAUUCGAGAUUCUAGCAUCUCCCGAGUGUGCGUUCCCAGUUUGUCUCAGUGUGUGCUGGAUGGAUGGUCGUCCAGGAUUUGCCUGAAACAUUUCAUAAAAAGCAGAGACUUUUGAACACCUGCGGUAUCAUUUUUAACAUUUAUUGUACCUCAGUGUUUCAUCGUUGUGUAGUCAGUUGACAUUUUGUCCAUUGGAAUUCCUUCAUUGUAUUUUUCUUACAUUUCAUUCCUUAAGGCACCACUCUUCUGUACAGUCUAGGAGUUAGAAUGCCAAAAUGUGCCGUGCCAUAAUGCCUUUUUUAUUCCUGCUCUUUUGGAGUCUCUUGUAUGUAUGUUCACAAAAUCAAAUGCUCUGUUAUUGCUUUAACCUGACCUCAUAAAUAUUCAACAGGCACUUUAAUAAGGUGGAUGGACAGGAGAGACACAAAUCCACCAUUUGUCUACUGAAUGUGCGCUUUACCUCUCUCACGGUGUAUUUCCUCUUACUCAUGCUGUUAUUUCCUUUGUUUAUUCCUAAAUGUAUGAUGUGUUAGGGAGUCAGGGGAGACAUACCCCCUGCAUGCAGGCAGCAGUUGACAUGUCAGCGAUGGUAAUGUAAGACACAAGGGCACGUGAUGAUGAUUGAUGGCGAUGUAUUCCUCAGAGCGCAGUGUAGACGAGGGAGAGCGAGGCAGAGUAGAAGAAAACAGAGAGAGAGAGUACCCCUCCAUCACGGAGGCAGGUUGUUUCCUCCUCACCAUUACAGCUCAGUUAAUCUCGGGUUCUCCAUUAAAAGGGAUCAUACAGCCAACAUGAAAUAUACCCUGUGUGUCGAACGCUUAAUUAAAUAUUGAUUGCAGACUUAUAUGAAUUUACCACAUCAAAUCGAGGCCCCAGUCAGAGGGCUGCCUUUGAUUCGCUUUGUUUGAUAUGGAAAUGAGUCUGGAAAGCAGCAGGGGCUGCUCCGCACUACACAUUUCCUAUGUUGUUAAUUUAUUUAUUUAGCCGUCAUGUUGUUCCUUCAUAUUGUGAGGUAUCUGUGCAGCUCCGAAUGAAAUUACAUCUCCAUAUAUUUACAGGAGCUCCGCUUGACUGCACAUCAAAACCCCUUUUUAUUAAUUUUUUUAAGCCUAUAAGACAAAAUCAGAUGGUUUCUUUGUAACUUUAAUCCAAAAAUGCUGCAGACUUUGCACAGAUUUUCCAGAUUGGAAAACAAAAGACAAACAUGCUUGAAACAUUAUGUAUCCCGAUGAGCCAAGUAGCCUGAGCUUGUUGCUGAAUGUUUCUUUUAAGAUGAAAAUGCAUGGCAACUGAACAAUGAGCAGGUUUGUAUUGUUAGACAGUCACUGUUCUAAACUGGCUUGUUUUUUUUGAACAGCUUCAGUUCUGUAAAUAAAUAAGAAAAAAAUAAACUAUUUAUUGCAAUAAUUGUUUUUGAAAUAAUUCAAUACUUGUGAAAUGUUUGGCUUAAAACUAAGGCUGCUCCUCUUUUUCAUGCACCCUGAUUUAUUUGUUUUUAAUGGAAGCCAAUUUAUAUAAUAAAAUUGUGCAGACUUUU
Molecule: messenger RNA, 5248 nt
Organism: Cottoperca gobio
Lineage: Eukaryota; Metazoa; Chordata; Actinopteri; Perciformes; Bovichtidae
Gene: mcf2a
Product: MCF.2 cell line derived transforming sequence a
Exons: 30
Coding region: 1-3342 (1113 amino acids)
Biological process (GO): dendrite development; intracellular signal transduction
Cellular component (GO): cytoplasm
Molecular function (GO): protein binding; guanyl-nucleotide exchange factor activity
Source: RefSeq, a predicted model, not a curated record